AUGGGCGGGCUCUUCUCGCGACCAGUGGGCGACGGUGAACUGCGUACGACGCUCUGCCCCGCCCGCCGUUUUUUGCUCUCUAUCACCUCUUUUGCCCGCUUUCCGCUCUCUUCCCCGAAACGCCACCAGUUCCAGUGCCACCACCAAUCGCGCUAUCACCGCAAGAACCGAUCUAGAGUGACCCCGUGUACCCGACGGUGCGGGCGGCGGGGGAGGGGGGCGCGCGGGCGGGGGUGGGUGCGCGAGUACGCGUUCGAGGACGCGCUGCACGCCACGGAGGGCUUCAAGGCGCUCGCAGGGCGCGGCCCGUUCGGGUUCGUGUACAAGGGCUUCAUGUGGGCGCACGCCGCGCGCGCGGAGGGGGACGGCACAGAGGGGGAGGGCGCAGAGGGCGCGGGCGCGCGCGCGCUGAUCCCGGUGGCGGUGAAGGUGCUGAACGGCGACCCCGUCACAGGCGUGGGGGGGCUGGCGACCUUCGCGCACGAGUGCGCGCUGGUGGAGGAGGAGGGGCGGCACGCCAGCCUGCUGCGCGUGCACGGGUAUGUGGCGCAGCGGCCGCCCAUCAUCAUCUGUGACUUCAUUGAAGGCGGCACUGUGGAGCAACUCAUGGCACGAGUGGCGCGGGGAGAGGUGCAGUUCGGGUGGAGGGAGAGAGUGCAGAUGGCGUUCACAUGUGCGGACGUGUUAGCUCAGCUGCACCGACUCAACCUCGUGCACCGCAACUUCAAAGCCUCCAACGUGCUGCUGCAACCCGACGGCACGCCAGUGGUGGCGGACUAUGGGUUGGCGCGGGUGGUGGCGGAUUGGAAGAUGCACGUGCAGAUGAGGGGCGCCUCCUCCAUGUCCUACAUCGACCCCGCCUACUUCGACUCCGGCACGUUGACGCGUCUAUCAGACACGUACGCGUUUGGCAUCUUCCUGCUCGAGCUCGUGUCGGGGGCAUCAGCGCAGGGCCCGCGCUUCAAGGCCGUGCGCAAGGCCGUGGCCGUGGCGCGCGAAGCAGACCCCGCGCAGGUGCUGGACCCGGCGCUGGCGGGGCAGUGGCAGCCCGCUGCCAGCGCCAUCGUGCUGGCGACCAUCCGCUCCGCCAUCCUGUACGAGCGCGACAACCGCCCCGACAUGGCCAUUCCCGCCACCAUGCCACUCUCCGCUCUCUCCGUCGCCCGCCCCCUCGUACCUGCCGCGGCUGCUUCCCCCGCAAGCGCCGCUCCUCCAGCGCGCGUUCAGUCCUGCGCUCUCCUCGCUAGUGACCGCCGCCUGCCCGCAUUUUUCCCGCUGCGCGCAGCAUUGCAUGCGCGCACAGCCCUCGCUAGCGCCCUCUCCCCCCACGACCAUGGAUGCACGUCGGGCCCACGCGGUCGCCGCCAGCGCGCGGCGCAGCAAGCCACUCAAGCAGCUCUCGCCGAUGGCCGCACGCUGCUGGAGGUGGAGUUCCCCACGGCCAGCCUUGACUCCGUGCCAGGCGAUGCGGAGGGCGGGAUAGAGAUGACCAACAGCAUGCGAAUGCUGCGCCAGUACUGCCUCAUGUUCGCCUCAAAAGGCCCCCCGCCCUCCUCCGUGCGCCUUUUCUUCCCGGACGCCAACGAGCUGCCGGCAGCGCAGGAGGUGUUUGAGGGCACGGCGUUCCCCCUGGACUGCCUGACCAAGCCCACGGGGCUGGAGGACAAUCGGCUUCUCGCGCAAGCUGCCCCUCGCUGA
This is a messenger RNA of Closterium sp. NIES-65, 1698 nucleotides long. NCBI's taxonomy places the organism in Eukaryota, Viridiplantae, Streptophyta, Zygnematophyceae, Desmidiales, Closteriaceae. The record is from the annotation of a GenBank genome assembly.